AUGCAGAACAUUGACACUGACCAGAUCAUCCCGGCUGAGUACCUGACCCUGGUGCCCUCCAAGCCCGAUGAGUACGAGAAGCUGGGCUCGUACGCCCUCAUCGGCCUCCCUGAUGACCAGUACCACACCAAGUUUGUGAAGGAGGGGGCGUUGAAGACGGAAUACCCCAUCAUCAUCGGAGGCGAAAACUUUGGCUGCGGCUCGUCCCGCGAGCAUGCCCCUGUCGCGCUUGGUGCUGCAGGUUCCCAGGUGGUCGUGUCGCAGAGCUACGCUCGUAUCUUCUUCCGCAACUGCAUCUCCACCGGCGAGCUUUACCCUGUUGAGACGGACGUGCGGCUCUGUGACGAGCUCACCACCGGGCAGGAGGUGACUGUGGACAUGGAGAAAGACGUACUCGUCAACCACGCAACCGGCAAGGAGUACAGCCUCAAGCCCAUUGGAGAGGCUGGCCCUGUGAUUGAUGCUGGCGGCAUUUUUGAGUUUGCAAGGCGGCAAGGCAUGAUCAAGACGGUUGCUGCCUGA
Molecule: messenger RNA, 522 nt
Organism: Monoraphidium neglectum
Lineage: Eukaryota; Viridiplantae; Chlorophyta; Chlorophyceae; Sphaeropleales; Selenastraceae
Product: 3-isopropylmalate/(R)-2-methylmalatedehydratase small subunit
Exons: 5
Coding region: 1-522 (173 amino acids)
Molecular function (GO): hydro-lyase activity
Source: RefSeq, a predicted model, not a curated record